Liolophura sinensis is the source of this 4376-nucleotide messenger RNA. Its product is annotated as E3 ubiquitin-protein ligase RNF103-like. Gene Ontology annotation, cellular component: endoplasmic reticulum. Gene Ontology annotation, molecular function: ubiquitin-protein transferase activity; zinc ion binding. The record is from RefSeq and is a predicted model, not a curated record. Bases 601 to 2508 code for a protein of 635 amino acids. NCBI's taxonomy places the organism in Eukaryota, Metazoa, Mollusca, Polyplacophora, Chitonida, Chitonidae. Gene Ontology annotation, biological process: ERAD pathway; protein ubiquitination. The transcript is spliced from 3 exons.
UUUUGACCAGGCCGCCGACUUGAUCGAGAAGUAUGACGCAGGGAGGGAAUGUUUUAACGUAAAGUCUUGACUUUCAUCGUCAAAAAAUUUGCUGUAGAUUCCAGCAUUGAGAAACACAUGCUGUCAAGUAAGGGAAGUUGAAACAGCCCGCUUGAUUGCGUUUAAACGUGGUGUGUAUGAGAUUUGGAAAAUCAUGACGUGUCAAACGAACAGACGAAAUGAUGCUGUAGUGUUACAAGUGGACGCAUGAGAUCGGUCGGCUUGCAAUGGGCAAAAAUUUGCAACGCUUGGUGGAAGUCAUUAACAGAUAACAACGGUCGUCGCUGACAGAAAAAAUCGUCCCCAAAAGGUGUUGUCAACCAAUUAUCGUAAUACUGACUGCGAGUAUUGUGUCUUCAUUAGUGUUCAUUGGCUUGAAACAGAAAAAAGGGCCUUCAACACAUAAAAAAUAUGCUGACGCAGCUGCUGGUUUUGAGAUCUUUUCUUUACACUCGGAGUUAUGAUUUGGAAAAAGCAGAAUCUGGAUUCAGAGCUUUCCAAUUUCCAGUUGUGUGAAUAAGGCAGAUAUUAAUUAAUGUAAAUGCAUCAUUGUCAAGGAAUAUGUGGUACAAACUGUUCCUGUUGCUGCUGUAUUUGAUCGUGUUGUUUCUUCUGGCAAGGAUCUUGGAGUUGUUCAGCUGGUAUGAGAAUGGACUUCUCACAGAGAAACUGUUUGACCCCAUGACCCUUUCUGUGGGCAAACUCAAGGCACUGCUUGACUCACGGGGUGUCAGCUAUGAGGCAGUGGUGGAGAGGAAAGAGUUAGAAGAACUGGUGGAUGCCACAGGUACUGUGACAGAAGAUGAUUUGGAGGCCAUAGACAUGGAAGAAAAUGUGUCUGUCACCAACUUCACGAAUGGCAAUCACUUCUAUGAGGAGGUGGAGGAUAAGAAAGACAGUGUUUGGCUGGUUCAAGUUCAACUCAACUCCUUCAUGCCUUCGGCACUAAGCAGCGCUCACUGGAAAACAGUGCGAAAAAAAAUGUCCAUUUUUGGAAUUCGAGCUGGACUGUUUGAUUGUUCCCAUGAUUGGAGCUUUUGUGACAGGAAGGGGUGGACAAGUCCACGACUGGUACUGGCACACCCGGCAGACUUUCAGAACAAAGCCAAUGUGAUACUGAAUACCUACUCUGGACCUUCCAAGCCCUACCAUGUUCAUAACUGGGUGAAAAAGAAACUCAAUGAACAGAUACAGCGGGUGAAGAAUUACACAGAAGUAUCUGACAAAUGGCUCAAUGAUGAAUACCCAGGCUCAGGGAUUCGCCUAAUGGUUUUAACGCAGCUUUCAACACUACCUAUGUUUUUCACAGCCCUUAGUGUCAAGUUCCCUGGGCGGGUUAGAUUUGGGACUGUAGACACCAAUAGUAAAGAAGGCAAAAAUAUCCUGAAAAAGCUGAAGUUCAGAAAGACUCCAAUUCAUCUUGUCAUCACCGCAGAAAAAACGCACAUUUAUGGGUCUCGUCCUGGCGAAGCUUUGACUUUCCGACACAUGGAACGUUUUCUGAAAUCGCUCUAUCCAGAGGUGAAUGAUUUGUUUCUUUUAAGUUUGUUCCUUUGUAACCUGCUAAGUUGCCUGGAACUUGUGCUGUCUCAUGGAGGCUUUGUACGGCGGAUUUUAAACGUUCUGUGGUGCUUUCUUAAGUAUAAUAUGAUAGUAAUAAUCUUAUGGCUGCCUCUUCUGGGACUGUUUCAACUGCCCUUUAUGGCACCUGUGGUUCACCUGGGUUUGAAAUCAAUCCGGGUCGUUAACAACACCUACAUAGCUAGCCUGAUCAGAAAGGACUACUUUCUUUACAGCAUGAAGUGGACUCUCCUCAUGGCUACGUCUAUAGCUUAUUCUUUUAUUGUUGGGUUUGUCGAGUAUAAGAAAUCUAGUGGCUCUGAAGAAGAAGGUAACGAAGAUCACAGUGAGUGGGACUUUUCUAACUUUCGCACGCUUAGCCACCUGUUCACACCACUGUCCCGACGGCCCCUCGGCUUUGGGAUGUACAUGUAUGUAGGAAUGGAGGAGACGGGGGGAAUAAUCCCGGCCACAGCCCUCUGGCCGUCUAACGUCAGCACCUCAUACAUAAGCCAGCUACCAACAUGGGUUUAUCGUAGUGUCAAAGGAGAAAGGGCUCAUAUGGGCAGCAGUAAUCAGACCACAUCGGUGGGAGAAGAGACAGGGUCUACGAGCGAGACCAGCCCUGAGGUGUCACCACGGGAGGAAGGCAGGAUUGAAGGCGAGACCAUCAUGGCAAGCCACGCCCACAAGCAGCCAAUACAACCCAGCAAGUUCAGCUGCCACCAGUGUGCCAUUUGCCUGGACAUGUAUGAGAUGGGGGUGCUCUUGUGUGGUUUACCCUGUGGACAUGUGUUCCAUAAACCCUGUAUAAUGACCUGGCUAUCCAGUGAUAACCACAUCUGUCCUCUAUGUCGUUGGCCCGCGUACAAGCCAAAGAUGUGCCAGAUGCACUUACAUAGAGAAUGAAGUCAAAACCAUCUGUUUGAUUGUACCUGUGGUUAUAUCUGUAUACAGUUUGCUGCUUAAAGAUCAAGUCAAAAUAUAAUUAUUGAAAUUCAGGAUUUUAAGUUAAACUCCCUUUGUGGUUCAGAGCUGUGUUUUUUUGUGAAUUGGCAUUUUUCCAAAAAAAAAACUACACCUGUGUGUUAGUAUAAGUAUGCACGAUAGGGUAGGGUGUCUUUCUUUGUUUGGAGUCACAGGUAUGCUGUGUAUGGUGCCUAUCUCCUUGAACUAGUCAGUGGUGUCAUUUGAACAGUUACGAAGUUGAUUAGAAAUUUUGAAGAUCAAAUAACCUGUCAAGUUUUCUCUAGGUUAUAUAAUUGCUAAGUUGGGUAGAAAUUAUGAAGAUCAAAUAAUCUGUCAAGUUUUCUCUAGGUUAUAUAAUUGCUAAGUUGGGUAGAAAUUAUGAAGAUCAAAUAACCUGUCAAGUUUUCUCUAGGUUAUAUAAUUGCUAAGUUGGGUAGAAAUUAUGAAGAUCCAAUAACCUGUCAAGUUUUCUCUAGGUUAUAUAAUUGCUAAGUUGGGUAGAAAUUAUGAAGAUCCAAUAACCUGUCAAGUUUUCUCUAGGUUAUAUAAUUGCUAAGUUGGGUAGAAAUUAUGAAGAUCAAAUAACCUGUCAAGUUUUUUUUCCAGGUUUUAUUAUUAUGUAUAUGUUAUUAUUGACAUUCAUGUCUUUCCUGCACAACAUUUCCAAGUUGACGUGUCAGGCUGAAGGAAGAUAACACUGCCUCCAAAGGCUAUAUUAAUAUAAGUGGAGUUAUCUCCUUUUGCAAAUGCCAGAUACCGUAUUUGAAAAGUGCAAGAAAUUGAAAUAUCAGGAAUUUGAAAAGUCUUGUUAACCAUCAUUGUAAGUUUCACAUUUAUAAAUUAGGGUGCCAAAUAUGAAAAUUCUUGUGGACAACCUCAAACUUGGGAUCAAUCAAUUAAUAAAUAAAAGACUUUAAAAUCUUUUAAGUCAGUGAUGCUUUCUGAGAUUAGAACAGAAAGUUCAAAGUAAUUGAGUGUUCAUGAUGAUAAGACCAACUAUCAGUGUAAACUUAUAUUAUAUGUAUAGGAAGUAUAUAGCUGAUGCUCUGCAGUGUGUAGCUAUUACAUUAAUUUAUUCAGGACAGAGCAAAACUUACAUCUAGUAUUUUGUACAUUAAUGCCAAAUUAGACACAGAGAUUGCAAAGUCACAGAAAUGGAGUGGUAGUCUUUGACACUUUACAAAUCCUAAUCCUAAACUUUCUAAGCUUGUAAGGGUAGAUCUAGUCAGGUGUUUGUGAAGGAAUAACUUGUUUUAAUAUUGCCACUUAUUUGGCUUGUUAUUUGUUCAUGUGACGUCUUUAUUAAUGAGUGUCAUAUUUGUUUGCAACGUAAUGUGGGAUAGGGUUUACGUAUAUAAUGUUUUAACCAGUAGCUGAUCUUGGUGUUCCUUUGACUUAUCACAGAGCCGAGAACAUGAUCAAAUAAUUGAAUACAAAUACAGUAAAUUAUAAAUUAAUCAACUAAGGGACUCUAUUUAUGUUUUACAAGUAGAUGGUUGAAUAUACGUGAAUGGCUGCUAUAUCAAUUGAAAGAUAAUAUAAAUUAUAGAUAGAUUGUGUUCGCAAUGUCAUUAUGCUAAUAGACCUGCAAAACAGUAGCUACAAUAUGUUUAGUAAAAUACCUCUGCUUGUACGACUGUACUCCAGACCUAGAGUGCCCCUAGACCUUUGCUUCAUACUGAAACUGGCGUCCACCCAGCUUUAAAUUACUUGAUGGAAAUGCUUUGUACUCUUGUAGGACCCAUUAGAAAUCUGUUCGUUGUUAACCUGAACAACCCUCCAAAAUGGGCCCUACUCUAAAGUUUUAU